Messenger RNA from Grus americana (Whooping crane), 1575 nucleotides. RefSeq names its product parathymosin (gene PTMS). The transcript has 5 exons. Gene Ontology annotation, biological process: positive regulation of transcription by RNA polymerase II; negative regulation of apoptotic process. The coding region runs from base 342 to 659 and encodes 105 amino acids. The record is from RefSeq and is a predicted model, not a curated record. Gene Ontology annotation, molecular function: histone binding. Gene Ontology annotation, cellular component: nucleus. Lineage: Eukaryota; Metazoa; Chordata; Aves; Gruiformes; Gruidae.
GCGGCCGCCGGCCCUGGUGUUGAGCCGAGCGCACAUUGUUCUAGCGGUCGCGCUCCCCGCGGCGCGGCCCGUCCCUCUCCCCUCCCUCCUCCGCCUCCCGUCCCUCUCCCCUCCCUCCCCAGGUCCCUCCUUCCCUCGUCACCGGGCGGUGUAUAAAUCCCCUUCCCCGGCGUAUCCCCCCACCGCGGGAGACCCUGGUACUUUGGCCCCCGGGGCGGGAGCCCGCCGCCGCCUCUAGAUCGCUGAGACUUUGCGCUCCUGCCGCUGACCCGCCCUAUUGUCCCCGCGGGGCUCCCUCGAACGGUUCCCACUGGUCUCUUCCCUUCGCUACCCGAGCCAGGAUGUCGGAAAAACGCGUCGAGGAGGUGCCGGCGGAGCUGAGCGCUAAGGAAAUGAAAGAAAAGAAGGAAAAACUUGAGGAGAAAACAGUCCAUAAAGAAAAGAAGAAAGAGAUAGUAGAGGAUGAGGAAAAUGGAGCUGAAGAGGAUGAGGAAGAGAAUCCUGAUGAUGUGGAUGAUGAUGAAGGUGGUGAUGAGGAUGAAGAAGGAGAUGAGAAUGGUCAAGAGCAGGAUGGUCAUGCAGAAAAACGAUCUGCAGAGGAGGAAGAGGAUGAAGUGGAUCCAAAGAGACAGAAGACAGAAAAUGGGUCUUCAGCUUGAGUCAUCCCCUUCCAUCUCCUCUGUUCCGUCCAUCUCUCCUCUUCCAUUCCAGCCUGUGCUUGCACUGUCCAUUAGCCUCUGGCUUCACACAAUUUCAGAUGAGGAAAGAUUAGAAAUGCUCUCAAACAGGGAAGACAGCAGUUUCCUUCUCACCCGAAGAUCUAGCCCAGCCAUGAUAUUCCCCAGCUGAAAUUAUUCCACUUCCCCAGAUCCCUUCAGCUGUGCCCCACUUAGAAAAUGAUCCUCCUCCCUCAAGAAUCUCAUCAUUUCCUGGGGCCCAGUACGUAACCUUGCCAGGCCUGUGGGCCAGGCUCCUCACAUGGCAAGUGCCUCUCCUUCCCUUUUCACUUGCCCUCCUUUUUUUGUCACUGGUCAGACAGAUUCUUGACAGCUUCUGCUCCCCAGGCCUGCUGUCAGAUAUCCUCCCUCAGUCCAAGAGGCUGCGGGCACAGAUCUUGUGGUGCGUUUUCCAGUCCUAGGCCUCUUCUCGUCUGCUUUCCCGUUGAACCCUGAGAGACGAAGGAAAAGAAUAUUACAAGUAAAUAAUGGUUCUAUUAAACCACACACGGAGACAGAAUUUAUUUUAAGCUUUUUUCUUUUUUUCAAGUUUACAUGACAGCAAGCUGGCCCUCGUGAUUUUUUCAGAAGGGUUGUUUUUAUAUAUGAAUUUCAUCUGAACUGCAUAUUUUUUUUUAAUUUGGAGGCUUUUUUAAAACAAAUCAAGAGAGAAACAAUUGGGGACCAAACUUUGAUUUCCAUUUUUCCCUUCAGAUUUUCUUGUGACCAUUUUUUGUAAAUUAAAGGCAAUGUAGCCACAGCGUUUUCUAUGGCACAGACAUCACGAGGGUGAUAGAUAUAAAUAUAUAUAUUGUUUUCAACCAGCACUGUAAAUAAAAGCGUUUAAAAAUAUUUCAAA